This is a messenger RNA of Annulohypoxylon truncatum, 1524 nucleotides long. Its product is annotated as RTA1-domain-containing protein. The transcript has 2 exons. NCBI's taxonomy places the organism in Eukaryota, Fungi, Ascomycota, Sordariomycetes, Xylariales, Hypoxylaceae. Gene Ontology annotation, cellular component: fungal-type vacuole; plasma membrane. Bases 194 to 1240 code for a protein of 348 amino acids. The record is from RefSeq and is a predicted model, not a curated record.
CCUGCCUGAUCUUUCCCUUCUCAUUUUUGAGCUAUUAAACCACAUCAUGUUCUGUUUUCACUGAUAGACCCCUUUCUCUCGCAACCAUAUUAGCUUCUCGCUAGGUUUGGAUAUAAUAUAUUUUCCUUGCCUUCUGUUUCUUUUCAGAUUUACUAGAAACCCUCUUUCUCGCAAUCAGUUUUCGCCCAACACGAUGAGUGAUCAAACAGGAGCCGGCGUCAACGCCAGCGCCAACGGAACGCAUAAGAUCUCCUUCAAAGAUUGUAACGCAACGAUAUGUCCCUAUGACCAGUCUUUCUACGCGUACCGGAUCGAUAUCGUUCCCAAUGCCGUCUUCCUAGGUCUAUUCACCCUCUCCCUUCUCUGUUUCCUCGGCGUGUAUGCCUUCAAGCGGCGCGGCGCCGUCUUUACCAUCGCCAUGGUUCUCGGUCUCAUCAGCGAGAUCAUAGGGUAUAUUGGGCGCAUCAUGAGCUGGAAGAACCAGUGGAGCGAGAACGGCUUUCUGAUCCAGAUCUGCUGCCUCACACUUGCCCCUGCUUUCCUCGCUGCCGGUAUAUACCUGUGCAUUCGUAGGAUCGUGUUCGCCUUUGGUCCCGAGAAUUCGAGGAUCCCGCCGAAGUUUUAUACGCGCAUUUUCAUCCCCUGCGACAUAGCCUCCCUAAUCCUCCAAGCCGCCGGCGGGGGCAUAGCCUCGAACGCCUUCCACACAGGCAAAUCCACCGACAACGGGGACAACAUCAUGAUCGCGGGCUUGUCCUUCCAAGUCUUCACUUUGCUCGUCUUCAUGAUCCUAUCCCUCGACUUCCUCUUCAACACGCUGCGGCGGCGGCGCGCCCUCGGCUCCGAGGCCGCCUUCUCGCAGGACCCGGAGCUGGUCGCCGUCCGCGGAUCCCUCAUGUUCAAGGCCUUCCUCGCCGCGCUGGCCCUGAGCACGAUCUGCAUAUUCUGGCGCAGCGUCUUCCGCGUCGCCGAGCUGAGCCGCGGCUGGUCGGGCCCGCUGAUGGCGCGCCAGGACCUGUUCAUCGGCUUCGAGGGCGUGCUGAUCACCAUCGCCGUGUGGGUGCUGAAUAUCUUCCACCCGGCUCUAUGCUUCGGCGCUUUGAUGGACCGGAAGUUUGGGGACGAUUCUAAGGCUGGCGGUCGCAAGAACGGACGAGAGCAGUUCGAGAUGAUGCCCGAGGCGAAGCCGAGUACGGCUACGAGCUCGUCCGAUACUGCCGAUGCUGAACGCGGUGCUUGAGCUAGGUUGGUUAAAGUGAGUUGAUAUUAACGGCGUUGUGUAGAUCUGCGUGCGUAUGGGACAUAUACCUACUUGAAUUUGAAUCUUCGUUUAGAUAGACAUGUGCUGUUUUAUCAGCUUCCUCAUUGUAUGAAAUCUAAACGGCCCAGAUACCGGAUUACUGUUGAUAGUUUACGGCUUUCGUUAGUAUAAUAUGCAAGUUGGCGUAUAGAGUAACGGAGGCUAUCCAAUCUGGCAAUUAGGCUUUAGAAAUUAAUCCAUACUUUUCGAAGUAACUCAAGAUG